AGAAAACUCCCUUUCCAGGGUCAAGGUCUCUGUCACGUCACUCUCCAGGCUGGACGCCCGCCAUAUAAAAGCAAAGUAAAACCUGGAGGAGGGAUUAAAGCAGCACAUCUGUGGAUCAAGUGGACUCACAACCAAGAAACUUGACAACUGGCAGUUACAGGAUUAACAUCCAAGUCUUGUAUGGACAGAUGGAGAUUAAAAUACUUCUGGUCGUUCUGAUGCAGCUCCUGGCAGUCUCUUCAGUGAAAGCCCAGACGACCGUGAAUACCUCAGUGGCUGUUUCGACAGCAACCAUGCCGACAGCACAGGCGACGGUGUCUGCGGUACCAAGCACCAUGGCGGUCACUUCUGCUGCGGCCAACGCCACCACGGCGGUCACUUCUGCUGCGGCCAACGCCACCACGGCCAGCUCUGCUGCGGCCCUCACAGGGGCCCUGUUCCCCAGCAGGACGGCCCUCUGCCACCUCAGCAUCGUGCUGUUGAAGCUCUUCGUUGUGGUGUAGCUGGAUGUGUUGCAUUGAACUGUUAAGAGGGGGAUAUUGCCAUAAUUACUUACAUUAACCACACAUUAUAACGAGAUGAUAACAAGGUGAUUUACGGCUGUUUUUUUGUUUUUUUUAUUUGUAUUUUCUUUGCAUUUAUU
Molecule: messenger RNA, 643 nt
Organism: Menidia menidia (Atlantic silverside)
Lineage: Eukaryota; Metazoa; Chordata; Actinopteri; Atheriniformes; Atherinopsidae
Source: the annotation of a GenBank genome assembly